Messenger RNA from Apis cerana (Asiatic honeybee), 712 nucleotides. Its product is annotated as peptidyl-prolyl cis-trans isomerase NIMA-interacting 4. The record is from RefSeq and is a predicted model, not a curated record. Lineage: Eukaryota; Metazoa; Arthropoda; Insecta; Hymenoptera; Apidae. Gene Ontology annotation, molecular function: DNA binding; peptidyl-prolyl cis-trans isomerase activity. Gene Ontology annotation, biological process: rRNA processing.
CUAGUAAUAAAAUUUUAGUAGUAAUAAGAAAAGAAUGAGAAUUGUAUCGUUCUAUGUUUUAUAUUCUUAUUUUAAUAUUAAGAUAAAAUUAAAGAAAUUAUAAAAAAAUUGAUUUAAAUAUACAUAGUUUAUAAAUUUUAACAUUAAUUAAAUAUUGUAACAACUGAAUUAUUAUGUUAUAAUAUAAAAAUAUAUUAGUAUAAUAGUAUAAUAUAAUAUAAGAAAUUUAAAUAAAAAAUAUGAACUAAAAACUUACAAUUUUAUAUUAAUUUAAUAUUUUUAUAUAAAUAAGAAAUUCAAAUAUGCCACCAAAGAAAAGCACAAAUACUUCAAAGGCAAAUAAAUCUAAAACUGUAGAAACUAACAAUGGAAAAGAAGAGAAAAAAAAAGGAAAUGCCGGAAAUGCUAUAAAGGUUAGACAUAUAUUAUGUGAAAAACAAUCAAAAGUUUUGGAAGCUUUAGAAAAAUUAAAAGCUGGGGGGAAAUUUAAUGAAGUGGCUGCCACUUAUAGUGAAGACAAGGCAAGAUCUGGGGGUGAUCUUGGAUGGAUGAUUAGAGGAUCAAUGGUAGGUCCAUUUCAAGAAGCUGCAUUUGCAUUACCUAUUUCUUCUAUUAAUUCUCCAAUUUAUACAGAUCCACCAAUUAAAACAAAAUUUGGUUAUCAUAUUAUAAUGGUAGAAAGUAAAAAAUAAUAAAUGAUAUAUAUUUAUAA